Molecule: messenger RNA, 569 nt
Organism: Staurois parvus
Lineage: Eukaryota; Metazoa; Chordata; Amphibia; Anura; Ranidae
Source: the annotation of a GenBank genome assembly
UCAGAAUUCCCCAUAGGUGUUCGUUUGGGUUCAAAUCAGGAGACAUACUUAGCCACUGAAUCACUUUUACUUUGUUCUUCUUAAGAAAUGCAACAGUGGCCUUAGAUGUGUGUUUUGGACCAUUGUCAUGUUUGAAAAGUUCACAAUGACUAAGGAUCCUGUGAUGGUAGUAUCUUUUCUUUGAAUAUACAGCACUCAUACAGCCCCACAGAAGAACACUGCCACCACCAUGUUUCACUGUAGGCACCAUGCAUUUCUUUGUACUCUUCAAAUUUGCAACGUCAUACAGUUUUGAAGCCAUUAGUUCCAUUUAUCUUGGUCUCAUAACUCCAGAGUACAGAGUCCCAGUAGUCUUCUUUUUUCAGCAUGGGCCCUGGAAAGUUCUAGGUGGGCUUUUUUGUGCAAGGGCUUUAGGAAAGGUUUCCUUGGUAGACAACACCCAUGCAUGCCAUUCCUCUGCAAUGUACACCAUAUUGUGUCAUGGGAAACAAUCACCCCAGUUUGGCUUUCUAUUACUUUAGCUAACUGCAGUGAUCUUGCAUGGCGAUUUUCUUCAACCCUUCUCAUCA